AUGCGAUCGUUAAUAUGGACAGUGGUCUUGGGCAUGGUCCUCUGGACCGUCCAGGCCUUCGAAGUUGUGAUGGACCAAUCUGACGACAACAGUCGAAGAUGUACUGGAAUGUACAGCAAAAACUCCUGGGGCGGCCCGGUUGACCCAUAUAUUCAAGUGGUUUUCGUGAAUGAUAGCAGUAUCAACCCGGAUACCGACCCGAUUGUCAGCCUUCUCAUAUUCGAGUGGAAAGAUAUCGAUCUUAUUGGAGUCAAGGAUCCUAAUAGACCCGACGAGAACAUCCCCGAGCUUUGCGGCAACUCCCAGAUUCAGGCCGGCCUUUGCCAGGAGAGCCAGAAGGGCGAAUUUGUAGUUGCUCCCCCGAACGAACUCGCCGAAAAGUCGAAGAACCUCGUCAUGACGCAAGCUGUACACCUGAAAGACCCACAUGUCAAGGUCUACCCUAUCAAGAAGACGGGAUACUAUUGCAUCCUUACCGAGGCCUUCACAGGGGAUGAGUACAAGGCUGUGGCUGUCUUCCGCAACGCCUACGGAGAGCUGCCUGCCACCCAGGUCCCCAAGCUUCCUUUCUAUGGUGGAAUGACUAUCCUCUAUGCCCUAAUUACUGUCUUCUGGGCUUUCCUCUACUAUCAGCAUAGACAUGAUAUCUUGGCGGUACAGAACUACAUCACCGCGAUUCUCGUCUUCCUUGUGGUCGAGAUGCUCAUGACCUGGGGCUUCUAUGAAUACAUGAACAACAAUGGUUCAAACCUUGGCGCAAAAGUCCUACUUGUUGUAGUGGCCGUCUUGAACGCGGCGAGAAACUCCUUCUCGUUCUUUCUGCUCCUCAUUGUCUGUAUGGGCUAUGGUGUUGUCAAGCCGACUCUUGGUCGGACAAUGAUUUACGUGCGAUGGCUUGCCGUUGCGCACUUCGUCUUUGGUAUCAUCUACGCCAUCACGAGUUUGUAUAUUGCGCCUGACACUGCUGGCCCCUUCGUUUUGCUCGUCGUACUGCCCCUGGCUGCUACCCUUACUGGCUUCUACGUUUGGACUCUCAACUCUCUCAAGUUCACUCUCAAGGAUCUCCAGGACCGCAAGCAACAUGCCAAGGCCUCCAUGUACAAGAAGCUGUGGUGGUGCAUCCUCCUCAGCAUUCUCGUCAUCUUCGGCUUCUUCUUCCUCAACUCCCUCUCCUUCGCCUCCGUUAACGAUCCCGACUAUGUCCCCUUCCACUGGAAGACCCGCUGGUUCGUCCUUGACGGCUGGCUCAACCUGGUCUACUUUGCCGACGUCGCCUUCAUCGCAUACGUCUGGCGACCGACGGCGAACAACCGACGCUUCGCCAUGAGUGACGAGAUUGCUCAGGACGACGACGGCAACUUUGAGAUUGGCGACAUUGGCGUCCCCGACGAUUCUGAUGACGAGGAGGAGAAUAUCGGCAAGCCUAUCAACGGUCAGACGACCGUUCCUGCUACUACCCAGGGAGCCGCUGCCGGCGCAUCGUCUACCCCGGCGCCCCAAUCGUCUUCUUCUCAGGCGCAGCAACAGCAGAGCAGAGCUGCACCCAGAGACUCCCUUGAUGGAGAGACUAUCUUCGCUGUUGGUGACGAGGAUAAAUUCUCUGACGACGAGGAUAGCGAUGAGGAGAAUGCCAAGCUUGUUAAGCCCAAGGACAAGACCCGGUAA
This is a messenger RNA of Scedosporium apiospermum, 1665 nucleotides long. RefSeq lists its product as uncharacterized. The record is from RefSeq and is a predicted model, not a curated record. Gene Ontology annotation, biological process: retrograde transport, endosome to Golgi. NCBI's taxonomy places the organism in Eukaryota, Fungi, Ascomycota, Sordariomycetes, Microascales, Microascaceae. The transcript has 7 exons. Bases 1 to 1665 code for a protein of 554 amino acids. Gene Ontology annotation, cellular component: membrane; Golgi apparatus.